UUUCAGAAACACUGGUUUUUGAUCGGACGACGCAGUUUCUUCUGUGAUUGCGAAUGGCAUCGGUUGGAAUCCAAUUCGGAGGAAAUAACAGCGCCGUUCUUGAUCACCGCCGUCAGAACGGUCUUUGCGUUUGCAGCCCUUCUUCCAAUCGGAGCGUGUCGAUGAUCCGCGGAUCCCGGGGGAAAAGAGGAAAUUCGGUAGUGGCCAUGGCGCGGGUGGGAUUGGAGACGGUGGGGCGGGAGCGGAGGGGCGGCGGUGGAAAAGGGAGCGAGGCUGCGGCGACGGCGUAUGAGAAGUUGGACGCGUGGAUGAGGGAGUCGGUGGUGGAGAUAGUCCAGAAUCUCCGGGAGGCGCCGCUGUUGGUCAAUGUGUACGGGAGGAGUAGUACGGACGGUAGGCCGAGGCUGGAGACGGAGAAGCGGGUGGAGGAGGAGAAUUGGGACGGGCUCAGACGUAAAUGGGAGGCGGGAGUGGCGCCGUUUCCCGACGGCGUUAUCUUCGUCGAAGAACUGGACGACAAUGAUAACGGUGGCGGUGAGGGUAACGGUAAAGAUGACGGAGGGGAUGCGAUCACGAAGGCGUGGGGGUUAGUGGUGCAGGGGAAGGGGAAGGAGAGUGGGCCCGCCUGUUACUUGUUGAAGACGAGUAAAGUGAAUAACGGGUCGGGCUUCGGGCUCGGUAUGGGCUUGGGCUGCACCCAUUUCUGUUUGGUUCCGGUGAGCAGUUUCAGGGAGAAGGCCCAAUCGCAGCUGAAGAAUUGUUGGUUGUUGCAGGCCUAGGCCCAAUAAUGCUAAUUCACAUCCUCUCCAACUCAUUUGUAAAUUUAUACCAAAUUGAUUGAUCUCCUCCCAGAAGAAAGCAAGAAAAAAGGGAUAAUAAUUCAUUUAAGUUGAAUCAUUUAGUUCAUGAUUUAUAAUUGUACAACUUAUCAAGAAGAGGGAAACAAUUUACUAGAAUCUCGUUUUA
This is a messenger RNA of Pyrus x bretschneideri (Chinese white pear), 966 nucleotides long. RefSeq lists its product as uncharacterized. The transcript has a single exon. The record is from RefSeq and is a predicted model, not a curated record. Lineage: Eukaryota; Viridiplantae; Streptophyta; Magnoliopsida; Rosales; Rosaceae. Bases 54 to 779 code for a protein of 241 amino acids.